This is a messenger RNA of Suillus paluster, 939 nucleotides long. RefSeq lists its product as uncharacterized. The record is from RefSeq and is a predicted model, not a curated record. The transcript is spliced from 4 exons. Bases 314 to 904 code for a protein of 196 amino acids. Lineage: Eukaryota; Fungi; Basidiomycota; Agaricomycetes; Boletales; Suillaceae.
GAGGACGAAGCGAUGCUGCAUCAAAUUCUAUCAACACACUCCCUAAGAUCCCUUCAACGGUGAUCUCGUCAAAAUAAGCUCCAAGCAACGAGGUGGGGUGCAACAUUCGUUAGGAACCUUAGGGCUGGGCCUCGAGGGUAAAAAUCGUGCUGUUGCAAGAAGUGUCCCAAAGGCGUAUUUAACCCCCAUCUUCCUCGCAUCAUGCAAAGUGUCUGCACAAUAUAUUAACCUGUACAACUUCCAUGUCUUCAUGUUAACACAUUUACACUCCUUCUAGCGUCAUGGGUGCAACCGGCAGUGGCAAAUCCACGGUAUGCACAUUCUCUUUGACCUUCCCGUUGGUGAUGAACUCGUCAACGAGCACAAGCCCAUCGAGAAAACCGUUGCGGGCUCUGAGCUCAGACGCGCCCUCGAUGAGCAAGUGGAAAACCACAAAGAGGAUAUCCGUAAUCUCCGAGUGGAGAUGGAAGCAGCUAUGCGCGCCAAAGACGAUGAGACAAGGGGCGAACUUCAAGAAGAGCUCGAGAAGAAGAAGCAGCAGGAAUGCAUGCGCAUCGAGCAAAUCUCUCAGCGUAUGACAGCUGAAUUCGCUUCCGAACGCGCACGCCUUGAGGCUCGAAUCCUGCAGAUGGAAGACGUGCACCAGAAGCACCUCCAGACACUGGAGGGCGUUCAAGGCGAGGUAGCUAGAGUCCUGGCUGAGAAGGAGCAUCACAUUCGCGAGUUGGAGGAAGAACGCAAGGCAAGAGCACGCGAAAGAGAUCGCCGACAUUGCUCACGCCGAAGAAGUCCAGCAAGGGCGAGAGAGGGUAGCGGCACUAGAGACUUCGCAGCAGCGACAGAGCUCCACCAUGGAAGCAGCGGAAAGGGAAUGUCGAGGUCAAGAGCGGGUCAAAGUACUUGAUGCAAUUAUGUCAUCAAUCCUAGCGGUGCUUUACC